AUGUCCCCCAAACUACUAGUAUCUUUGAAGAGCCUGAAGCCAACCAGGCUGCAAAAUUUGACGUCGAUUCUGAGCACCUGUGGCACUGCUCCAAGGGUAUCUUUCAAUGGUACGAAAAGAGUCGGCUACUCCAGAAGAUGUAUUGCUAGCGUUAGCGGAGUCGGUACUGAGGGUACCAGAUCGACUGUCGUGCAGUUGCUUAACAACAUUGGAUCGAAGCGUGAGGUAGAGCAGUAUUUGAAGUAUUUCACGUCGGUCUCCCAGCAACAGUUUGCUGUUAUUAAAGUUGGCGGAGCUAUCAUUAGCGACAACUUGCAAGAACUGGCUUCGUGCUUGGCGUUUUUGUACCACGUUGGGUUAUAUCCGAUCAUUCUGCAUGGCACCGGCCCUCAGGUCAACGGCAGACUAGAAGCCCAGGGCGUCGAACCAGACUACAUCGACGGAAUCAGAAUCACAGAUGAACGCACCAUGGCUGUAGUCAGACAGUGUUUCCUCGAACAGAACCUCAAGUUGGUCACAGCGUUGGAACAGCUUGGUGUGCGUGCCAGACCUAUCACCUCCGGUGUUUUCACUGCUGAAUACCUCGACAAAGAUAAAUAUAAACUUGUCGGCAACAUCAACGGUGUUUGCAAGGAUCCCAUCGAGGCCGCUAUCAAGGCAGGCGCUUUGCCCAUUUUAACUUCUUUAGCCGAGACUCCCUCUGGCCAAACUUUGAACGUCAAUGCCGACAUUGCUGCUGGUGAAUUGGCACGUAUUUUUGAACCCCUCAAGAUCGUUUACUUGAACGAAAAAGGAGGUAUUAUCAACGGUGAGACGAAAGAAAAGGUCUCAAUGAUUAACUUAGACGAAGAGUACGAAGACCUAAUGCAACAGAGUUGGGUCAAAUACGGAACUAAACUGAAGAUCAGAGAAAUUAAGGAUCUUUUAGACUACCUGCCACGUUCAUCUUCAGUGGCUAUCAUUAAUGUCCAGGACUUGCAAAAAGAAUUGUUCACCGAUUCCGGUGCCGGUACUAUGAUUAGAAGAGGUUACAAGCUUAUGAAGAGAUCUAGCCUAGGAGAGUUUCCUUCCUCAGACUCUUUGAGAAAAGCUCUUCAAAGAGACCUUGACAUUUCUUCUGGUGUUCAAUCAGCAGCGACUUACUUGCGCGACUUGGAAUCCGCUGAAUUUGUGUCUUACUCGGAUGAGCCCUUGGAAGUCUUGGCAAUCGUCAAAGAAAAAAAAGUGGUUCCUCAAUUAGACAAGUUCCUGUGUUCCGAGACUGGCUGGUUGAACAACGUUGCCGACAAUGUAUUCAGUUCUUUGAAACGUGAUUUCUCUGCACUACAAUGGGUUGUUAGAGAAGACGAUGAAAACAUCGGUUGGCACUUCAGCAAAUGCGAAGGUUCUUAUUUGAAAAACGGAAAAGUCUUGUUUUGGUAUGGUGUGAAAGACAUUAACACUGUCUCUCAAAUGAUCAAAGAUUUUGUGGGUUUUAGUUCCCCCGUCUCCUCUCAAUCUGCCAACAAACCCAACGCUUUUGCUUCUAGCCAAUCAACCAGAGCCUAUUCGACAAGAACCCCACCAAAGGUUGAAGGUUCAAACAAGAGCAAGGCCCGCGUUGCGCUGAUCGGAGCCAGAGGGUUUACAGGCCAAAACUUGAUUUCUCUUAUCGAUAAUCACCCAUUCUUGGACCUUGCUCAUGUUUCUUCUCGUGAAUUGAAAGGCAAAAAACUACAAGGUUACAACAAGGCCGAAAUCAUCUACGAGAGUUUAGGAUUCGAAGAUUUGAAAAGUCUAGAAACCGAGGGUAACGUUGAUAUAUGGGUUAUGGCUCUUCCAAAUGGAGUAUGUAAACCAUUUGUUGAGGCCAUCGAAAGUGUGAAUGGCAAAUCUAAAAUCAUCGAUUUAGGUGCAGACUUCAGAUUUGUUCCGGAAAACGAGUGGGCUUAUGGCUUACCAGAAUUGAAUGACAGAGAAAAAAUUGCCUCAGCCAAAAAGAUCGCCAACCCAGGUUGCUACGCGACUGGUGCUCAGGUGGCUAUUGCCCCAUUGCUUGACUUUGUCACUGGUUUGCCAACCGUUUUUGGUGUGUCAGGCUAUUCUGGUGCUGGAACUAAACCAUCUCCAAAGAACGACCCCGCCUUUUUGAGCAAUAAUUUAAUCCCAUAUAGCUUGACCAACCACAUUCAUGAGCGCGAGAUCUCAACUCGUUUGGGCCGCGAAGUGGCUUUCAUUCCUCACGUUGCACAAUGGUUCCAAGGUAUCUCGCACACUAUCUCAAUUCCUAUCAAGAGCGGCUCAUUGUCCUCUCAAGAGAUCAAGAAAAUGUAUGAGAAAUUCUAUGCCAACGAACGCUUGGUAAACGUUGCCGACGAUGUUCCUCUAGUUAAGAACAUCUCUGGAACUCACGGAGUUUUGAUUGGUGGCUUCAAAGUAAACGACGCUAAAGAUCGGGUCGUGGUGUGUGCGGCAAUCGACAACUUACUCAAGGGCGCUGCUACGCAAUGCUUGCAGAACAUUAACCUAGCUCUGGGCUACGGAGAGUAUGAAGGUAUUCCAAGCGCCAAGAUUGCACAGAAGUAA
This is a messenger RNA of Lachancea nothofagi CBS 11611, 2565 nucleotides long. The record is from the annotation of a GenBank genome assembly. NCBI's taxonomy places the organism in Eukaryota, Fungi, Ascomycota, Saccharomycetes, Saccharomycetales, Saccharomycetaceae.